AUGGAGGCAAACACGGACGUGCAGAAGCAGAAGAAUGCUAUGCCUAAGGCUAUGGAUGUGUCUUCUUUCUUGCUCUUUGAAGCUAGUGGUGACUCUGAGGCUGAUCAGAAUUACCCCGAUCCCAGUUUAGCCAUGGCUGAAGAUGAUGCUCAAUCAUGUAGCUAUGAUUCAACUGAUAUUCCUAAUGUUGAUGAUGAUGAGCUACAUGAAAUUGAUGAUCAGGGUGAUUCCGUUGAUCAAGCAUAUAGUCAUGGCGAUGAUGAUGACGAGGACGAGGAAGAAGAAGAUGAAGAAGAAGAAUGUUCAUCAGUCUAUCAUCAAAGAUGGGGUGGUGGUGAACAUAAUAAUAUUGGGAUGCCAUUGCCAUUAAUUGGGCACCAGCUGAAAUCAACUGUCUCUGUUGAUUCAACCAAAGAGUAUGAGUUGUUGAAUGAGGUGGAGAAGAGCAGGCUAUUCUGGGAAACUUGCUUGGCAUCAUAA
Messenger RNA from Prunus dulcis (almond), 480 nucleotides. RefSeq names its product myelin transcription factor 1-like protein. The transcript has a single exon. The coding region runs from base 1 to 480 and encodes 159 amino acids. NCBI's taxonomy places the organism in Eukaryota, Viridiplantae, Streptophyta, Magnoliopsida, Rosales, Rosaceae. The record is from RefSeq and is a predicted model, not a curated record.